Messenger RNA from Rhea pennata, 2741 nucleotides. RefSeq names its product nucleoporin 43 (gene NUP43). Gene Ontology annotation, molecular function: protein binding. Lineage: Eukaryota; Metazoa; Chordata; Aves; Rheiformes; Rheidae. Bases 758 to 1882 code for a protein of 374 amino acids. The record is from RefSeq and is a predicted model, not a curated record. Gene Ontology annotation, cellular component: nuclear pore outer ring. The transcript is spliced from 8 exons.
AUUCAGGUCUGAAGUGAAAUAUAAUAAAGAAAAUAGGACAAUACACCUGUGCUCAUGUUUAUUAAAGCAGUAUUGGGGACAAAAAAAUAUUUUUGCAGUUCACCACCAUUAGGAAUCUCACAGAGGAAGAAGAAUAUCACAGGUAGCGAUUCAAAAACAAAUUCAGAGAAGAGAUGAUUAGUUCAUAUGAAAGCCAUUGAUACUGCUUAGUGCAUUUUGAGAAAAUAAAAGUUGGAGAUCUUGCAAAGGUUUAAUAUUAUGUACUGAAGAAAGGCUGACCGAGCGCACAACAUGAAUUUGCAAAUUCACUUUUCAUUUUAUUUCUUCUUCCAUGCCCAAUUCUGCAAAUUAUAUUUGUGCAAUAUAUAUUAUGUAGCUUUACCUGCUUAUUGUCAAUUUUCAUGACAUGUGAGUUUGUAAGAACUGUGAAAGGAAAAACUGUAAGAUACUUUUUUUCUGAGCUGGGAACAUCAUCAAUAGAUGGGAGGAAAUAGCAUCUCUGAGACAGUUAAUCGACAUUACCGCUGCUGUAGCAGGCUCUAGCUAGCUCUUUGCAAUCUGGUUUUAGAAAGGUGAAAGAAGCGACACAGCACAGCUGGUGGAAGGGUGAGGGCAGCAAAGCAGUCCUUGCUGAUCCAGGCGCCGCAGGAGGGCUGAGCCGGUGACUGGGCUCAGCCAAUUGGCAUUGGCGGCAGCCAAUGAGCAGCAGCGGCGCCAGGCAGGCGGCGGGAGCCGGCGCGCGGCGGCGGCGCGGGCCAUGGAGGACGUGUGCGCCAAGUUCGUGUCGCAGAAGAUCAGCAAGGCCCGCUGGCGGCCGCUGCCCGCCGGAGCUCUGCAGCUGCCCGACGUCUUCGCCACCGGCUCCUGGGACAAUGAGGAUAACAGGAUUUCCAUUUGGUCUGUUGGAGAUCUUGGAAAUGUGGGCCUCAAUGGAGACUAUCAAGGAGAACCUCAGCUAUUAUGUGACAUUAGGCACAAUGGUGAUGUUAUGGACAUGCAGUUUUUGGAUCAAGAGAGAAUUGUAGUUGCUUCAUCAACAGGAAAUGUGACUAUAUUCCGUCAUCAUCAAAAUAAUCAGACUUUGUCUGCCAACCAGCGGUGGGAGAAAGCUCACUAUCAUGUGGAUCGCAAUGCAUCAUGUGGUGGUGCAGCAUGUACUGGAGUAAUCUGCAGCAAUCCAGAAAUUGUUACUGUUGGAGAAGAUGGUAGAAUAAAUCUCUUCAGAGCUGACCAAAAGGAUGCAGUGAGAACUAUAGACAAUGCAGACAGCAGCACACUCCAUGCAGUGACUUUCCUCCGUACAACUGAGAUCUUGACAGUAAACUCAAUUGGACAGUUGAAAAUAUGGGACCUCAGACAGCAAAGAAAUGAGCCAUCUCAGAUAUUUUCUUUGACAGGUGACAGAGUUCCACUGCACUGUGUAGACAGGCAUCCCAAUCAGCAGCACAUUGUAGCCACAGGAGGCCAGGAUGGGAUGCUGAGUAUAUGGGACAUCAGGCAGGGUACAAUGCCAGUGUCCCUGCUAAAUGCUCAUGAAGCAGAAAUGUGGGAAGUUCACUUCCAUCCCUCCAACCCAGAUCACUUAUUUACAUGUUCUGAAGAUGGAUCUCUUUGGCACUGGGAUACUUCCACAAGUGUGUCUGAGAAACCAUCUUUUCUUCAUCAAGGAGGAAGAAGUACUACAUAUUUUUCCCACAGUACAAUUAACCAGUCCGUAGUAAGUGCGUGGCUAAGCAAUGACCCUACUAAAGACCGCAUGGAGAUUACCAACUUAAUUCCAAAUCAGACUUUGUCUGUGAACAGUUUAGAUAUUUUAGGACCAUGUCUCGUAUAUGGUACUGAUGCAGAGGCUAUUUAUGUUAACCGACACCUUUUUGCGUGAAACUGCUCAAGUAUCCCUUUGAACUUGAAGCGUCACCUUGAGCUACUGGGAAAUGCAUCAGGUUCACCCAGGUUUUGAACUAACGCCUUGUUAUCAGCAUGGGGGAGAGGUCUACAGCUUGGUUCUGCUAUUGCAAAAGGAAUGCAAGUUACCUUGGAUUCUUAAAGUUGUCCCUUAUUAUUGAUGCUCUACCAUGGGUAAUUAAACCAGCUUUCAUUUAAGUUUGAUCUCGCUUCUCCCCCAUUGUCUGUUUGGUUUUGGCAAGCAGGAAGCUAGUGACGGGGGCAAGAAGCCUGGUUUUAGCUGCUGUCCAUGAUAUUCAAGGUGAAGAAAAGGUAACCCCAUGAUUAUUCAUGUAGAUGUGGAGAUACUUUCACGUAUUAAGGGCAAAACAUAAGGUUCUUUGACAUUCAUUUUGUCACCUGAGAGAUGGCUUUUAAUUUCAGAUUUUAUAUAUUUUGGAAACAAAACUUUUUAUGCUGGUGCAUGAGAAUUUGAAAGGAAAACUAAAAGCUGUGGAAUGUGAAAGGUUCUGUAAGAAUCUGAACGUUUUAGCAGCAUUGUUUUGGUUUGCUACAACUUCAUCGUGGAUACAGCAUGUUAAAACUUGAUAAUGUGCCUGUAACUCUCUCAUUGGAAAAGUGUUUUUAUAGCUCGGUGGUCAUAAGGGAUGGAUGCGUUGGCUGUGUUUUAAAAUACGCGGUGGAGACUCUGAGUCAGACACGGUCUUUAUCACAAUCAGUUUUGCAUCUAGUCUGUCUUGCAAUGUUUGGAAAGUUGAUUUUGAUUACUGUCAUACCUACAUUUUGUCGCAGAGAACCCUUUCUUUCUCUUUUUAAUAAAAUAUCUUGCACAAGAA